GCUCUGCCGCGUCGUCGUCCCCUCUCCUAGCUAGCGGCUAUCAAACCCCCACACCACUGCUCGAUCGAUCGUCGCAGCCGGAGUAACUAAGGCAGAGAUCAGAUCAGGCGAAUUAGGAGCAUAUGGCGCUGUCGACGGCGCAGACAGGGGAGUCGAUGCACUCCUCGACGUUCGCGUCGCGGUACGUGCGCACGGCGCUGCCGAGGUUCAGGAUGCCGGAGAAGUCGAUCCCCAAGGACGCGGCGUACCAGAUCAUCAACGACGAGCUGAUGCUCGACGGCAACCCGCGCCUGAACCUGGCGUCCUUCGUCACCACGUGGAUGGAGCCCGAGUGCGACAAGCUCAUGAUGGCCGCCAUCAACAAGAACUACGUCGACAUGGAUGAGUACCCCGUCACCACCGAGCUCCAGAACCGGUGCGUGAACAUGAUCGCGCAUCUGUUCAACGCGCCGAUCGGGGACGACGAGACGGCGGUCGGGGUGGGCACGGUGGGGUCGUCGGAGGCCAUCAUGCUGGCGGGGCUGGCGUUCAAGAGGAAGUGGCAGAACAGGAUGAAGGCCGAGGGGAAGCCCCACGACAAGCCCAACAUCGUGACGGGGGCCAACGUGCAGGUGUGCUGGGAGAAGUUCGCGCGCUACUUCGAGGUGGAGCUCAAGGAGGUGAAGCUGACCCAAGGGUACUACGUGAUGAACCCGGAGAAGGCCGUGGAGAUGGUCGACGAGAACACCAUCUGCGUCGCCGCCAUCCUCGGCUCCACCCUCAACGGCGAGUUCGAGGACGUCAAGAUGCUCAACGACCUCCUCACCGCCAAGAACGCCGAGACAGGGUGGAACACGCCGAUCCAUGUGGACGCGGCGAGCGGCGGGUUCAUCGCGCCGUUCAUCUACCCGGAGCUGGAGUGGGACUUCCGGCUGCCGCUGGUGAAGAGCAUCAACGUCAGCGGCCACAAGUACGGGCUCGUCUACGCCGGCGUCGGGUGGGUCAUCUGGCGCAACAAGGAGGACCUCCCCGAUGAGCUCAUCUUCCACAUCAACUACCUCGGCGCCGACCAGCCAACCUUCACGCUCAACUUCUCCAAAGGAUCGAACCAGAUAAUUGCGCAGUAUUACCAGCUCAUUCGUCUCGGAUUCGAGGGGUACAAGGACAUCAUGCAGAACUGCCGGGACAACGCGACGGUGCUCCGGGAGGGGAUCGAGAAGACGGGCCACUUCGACGUGGUGUCCAAGGACUCCGGCGUGCCGCUGGUGGCCUUCUCCCUCAAGGACUCGUCGCGGUACACGGUGUUCGAGGUGGCCGAGAGCCUCCGCCGCUUCGGCUGGAUCGUGCCGGCGUACACCAUGCCCGCCGACGCUGAGCACGUCGCCGUGAUGCGCGUCGUCAUCCGCGAGGACUUCAGCCGCGGCCUCGCCGAGCGCCUCAUCACCGACCUCACCAAGACGGUGGCCGAUAUGGACGCCCACGCCGUCAAGAAGGCCGCCGCCGAGCCGGCCAAGAAGACCGUGCGGGAGAUAGAGAAGGAGGUGACCACCUACUGGCGGAGUUUCGUCGCCAGGAAGAAGAGCAGCCUCGUCUGCUGAUCAUCGACUCCUGCACUCGCGCGUACAUAAAGUGCAGGAACGAAUAAUUCUUGACCCGUCUUGCAUUGAGUUCUUCGUUUGCUGCUGCUUCUUUUCUUUUUUUUUUUCCUUUUCACCCGCUGAAUUUUGAGUUCAGUUUCAAAUUCGCUUCGAUAGAUUUGUGUAUGUCACACCGAUUUGUGGCAUUCUUGCAGACAAGUUACCAAUAUGAAAUGCGUAUAGGCAUGUACACGCAGAGACGUGUCAGGCAGAACAGAAGUGAGAUGCACCGAUCUGUACCGGCCAUGGCAUGGAAUUGGUUUGUCAUGGGCUAUAGUUGGUUGACAGAAUAAGUUCAUUUUGUGACCCUUAAAAA
Molecule: messenger RNA, 1932 nt
Organism: Oryza sativa Japonica Group (Japanese rice)
Lineage: Eukaryota; Viridiplantae; Streptophyta; Magnoliopsida; Poales; Poaceae
Product: glutamate decarboxylase
Biological process (GO): L-glutamate catabolic process
Cellular component (GO): cytosol
Molecular function (GO): glutamate decarboxylase activity; pyridoxal phosphate binding
Source: RefSeq, a predicted model, not a curated record